Messenger RNA from Cuscuta europaea, 1126 nucleotides. The record is from the annotation of a GenBank genome assembly. Lineage: Eukaryota; Viridiplantae; Streptophyta; Magnoliopsida; Solanales; Convolvulaceae.
AAAAAAUUGGUGCAUGAAAAGAAGAUGGAGCAGGGAGAAUAGAUAAAGAGAAUGGAGAGGAGAUAGGAAGAGGAAAAGUUGUGCGGACACAUGCGUGCUAGCAACAGGGGUAAAACGGGAAUAAAAUUAAAAAAGGUCUUGUUUGGGAAAUAAAAAUAUAUAAGGUCCUAUUCUUGCACAACUACCAUAUUUUAGUCCUAUAUACGUCAAUUACUUUUAUUAUUAACUUUCCAACCUAUAUUACACUUACUUUGUGCCUUCUCCUGUUCAGAAAAUUCCUUCCCGUAUGCAUAGGCAUUUGUUUGAACGUCCGGAGUCCGGACACACGCUAGGCUUCUAUAUGGACCGACCUCUUGGGUCGUGAAAGUUGACGACUUUGCUUUCACUGAUGGGUUUGUUGAUAUCUUUAUAGAGAACAAUAUCCCAUCCGGCUCCCAAAUGCUCUUGAGGCAUACUAGUGAUUUCAGUUCCAGGUCCUCAUGUUCGAUCAAGAUGGUUUCUCUUUGAACUUGGCUGGAACACCCUCUGGGUCUAUCAUUGAUACAACUCCCCCAGAUCCAUUCUUUGUGUACGUCGAGUCGUGCUUGCCAGAUUGCUCAUAUAGACAAUUGUAUUGUCCCCCUCAUUUUUGUACAUGCCGCAACAGACUCCAAAGGUAUAUUGUGAAGGUUUCAUGCGCCAAGCCAGCGAGCGUCGGGGACGCCUGCAAGUAUGCCUUGGAAGAGAUGACGCAUACUUGGUGGGAGGGAGGGAGCCAAUGUUGCGCCAGAAUCGGAUGAACUUUAACCUCAUCAAACAGACCAUGCUAGCCAUCUUUAGAUAUGGACGGAAUAGGGUGAGGGUGAUUGUCCUUUCAUCCUGUGGUGUUGAGGAUCCACCCAGUAAAUGCCAUAAAUACGAGAUCAGUUGAUCUGCAUGCUGCAAUCCUCCCGCCCCUUAAUCAUCUCCAAAUAUGUUAACAAACUCUUGCUCCUUUUGCCUAACUGUUUUGUCAUCAUUGAACAACUAUUUUGCGUUUCGUUUCUUUUUUUGAACAAACUAAUGGUGUAACUUCGUAAUGAUACUAUCGGUUCCUCUUUUGGAAUUUAAAUGGGUUUUCACAAUUUUAUGUCUUGUUCCCUAUGUU